UUUUGCUCUACCAUAUCCCUCAACAAACGCAAUCAUGGCUGCCGAAAAGAAGGAGAAGCUGGAAGCGCAGAUUAAGUCCGUCGAUAUGACGGAUGAUAUGCAGCAAGAGGCUAUCGAACUUGCGAUUGAGGCGAUGGACAAAUACCACAUUGAAAAGGAUAUCGCCCAGUACAUCAAGAGAGAAUUCGAUUCGCGCAAGGGCGCAACAUGGCAUUGCGUGGUGGGGCGGAACUUUGGCAGCUUCGUCACACAUGAGACCAAACACUUCAUCUACUUCUACCUCGGUCACUGCGCCAUUCUCCUCUUCAAGACCCAAUAAACCUACGUGAACCCAUUACAAUCCGGGCGAGAGGGCCAACUCUGUACUUCUGCUGGGCCUGCUCUCGGAAGAAGCCACACCGAUCUGCUGCCUCGAGUAGCUGGAGGACUGUGUCUUGCGAAACUUGGUCCUCUUCAUUGCCGUAUCCGAUAGAGGGACCCGGAUACUUACCCUAUCUACGUAUUACGGCAAUUCGCACUGGAUGAAUUCUUGCUUUUUUAGCGGCAAUACUACUUUAAACCGAAUCUUUGUUUCUUUUUCUGGGCCGUUUAUUUAAACACUGGUACAUCAAAAUUUCAGCUGUCUUGAAGCAAUCUUGUAUAUGGCUGCUCUAGAUAUAUUUAACAUACGAACACGUGCAACAUAAAACAUAAGAACAGAACCAUAUUUGUAAAUUGAAGAAAAUCAC
This is a messenger RNA of Aspergillus wentii DTO 134E9, 728 nucleotides long. RefSeq names its product dynein light chain DYN2. The record is from RefSeq and is a predicted model, not a curated record. Gene Ontology annotation, cellular component: cytoplasmic dynein complex. Bases 35 to 319 code for a protein of 94 amino acids. Gene Ontology annotation, molecular function: dynein intermediate chain binding; dynein light intermediate chain binding. Gene Ontology annotation, biological process: microtubule-based process; cilium assembly. The transcript is spliced from 7 exons. Lineage: Eukaryota; Fungi; Ascomycota; Eurotiomycetes; Eurotiales; Aspergillaceae.